Molecule: messenger RNA, 1704 nt
Organism: Volvox carteri f. nagariensis
Lineage: Eukaryota; Viridiplantae; Chlorophyta; Chlorophyceae; Chlamydomonadales; Volvocaceae
Exons: 3
Coding region: 1-1704 (567 amino acids)
Biological process (GO): mitotic cell cycle phase transition; regulation of cyclin-dependent protein serine/threonine kinase activity
Cellular component (GO): nucleus; cytoplasm; cyclin-dependent protein kinase holoenzyme complex
Molecular function (GO): cyclin-dependent protein serine/threonine kinase regulator activity
Source: RefSeq, a predicted model, not a curated record
AUGACAACUUUUCCCAAGUUAAAUUCAUUAUUUCGCUUUUUGGAGCUUCCUGUAGAGAUUCAGGUGACAUGCCUCGGGCUUGCGUCCGACACUGCGAGCCUCUGCACCGCGCUUUCCACAUGCACGACGCUGCUUAACCUCAAAGAGGCAGCUUUCAAAGCUUUCUGUCAUCGCAACUGGCCAAAAGUGGCGGACGUGGCCAUGGAUGCGCUAGCAAAAGGCGUUGCCAGGCCAAAAACGUUCUGGCAGCAUGUCGUGCGGACCGCCUUGAUGAUCCAGUCAUCUUCCGCGGCAACGACCGACCCAUCGCUUACGUUCAACGAACACAUGGUAGAGGGGCGGCGCGUGAUGCUCGUGGAGUGGCUGGUUCAGGUCUCGUACGCUUGGAGCCUCGACGGCGCCGCCAUCUUCUUUGCCGUACGCAUCAUGGACGCCUUCCUAGCUGCAGUGCCGCCCACCAGUGUCCAAAUGUUACAAUUGGUGGGCAUCAGCUGUCUGAGAGCGACGGUGCAAGGCCAACAGUUGCUCACUCAUCGCAUGGAGGACCAAGCGGGCGCUGCUCCGAAGGACACGUGCUGCUCAGGUUUCGGAGCGCCACGCUUGCAGGACAGCCCCUGCUGCAGUCUUGACAUACAUGCAGACACGGCGGCGGUGACCACGGCCAUGCAGCUGACGGCGACGGCGACGGCGAUCGGGGCGACGGCAGCAACAGAGUCGCCGGUUGCAGAUCCGUCAGAUCCGUCAUCACACCAGCGACUGCCAUCAUCCGCAUCGGCGGCCGCCCACCUAUGCGCGGACGUGUACAGCUCCGAAGACGUCGAGCGAAUGACCGGCUUGGUGUUGGAGUGCGUCUUCGGAAGGCCAUCGCCAGGUUCACUACAGACUGUAAACGUAGGCCAGCAGCUGUCGCAGCCGCCGGUGCCGCCGCUGCCGUGCCGCCAGUGCCGCUGCCGUACCACACGUCCCGUACUUUUGGCGGCGCCCACUGCCCGCCACUUCCUACGCGGCAUCUGGGCUGCCGACGCCGCCGAGACGGCGCUGGAUUCCGGUACGGCGUCGGCGUCGGCAUCGACGUCGGCGUCGACGUCGGGGGCACUGCACUUGGCGGGUUUCCUGCUCCACCUGUCGCUACUGUGUCCCGCGUGUUGCGCCGCGGCACCGUCGCACGUCGCCGCGGCGGCUGUGUCGCUGGCACGGGAGACGUUCGGGCUGCCCCCUUGGCCACCCGCGCUGCGUGCCGUGCUGCCCCUGAGACUGGAUGUCGACCUGGAUCCAUUGCGAGAACGCAUCGCGGCGGCGCAGACCAAGUACGACGUGCCGUACCUGCGUGGGGCGUGGAUGGAGCGGCUAGCGAAUGCUCAUUGGCCGGUUUCGGAGCGCAGCGGCGCUGCCGCCGAGGACCAGUCGCGGCAAGGCGCUGCUGGUCCUAGCCGGGCGGAGGGGAGGGAGGGCGUGGAGCGUGCUGACGGCGGCGGCGGCGGCGGCGGCGGUAGCGAAUUUCGGAGCAUACCUGUUGAGGUUGGUCAUUCGAAGCGCGCCAUCGGGGCUGUUGGUGCCGGUGAUGGUAAUCUGGACGCCGCCGCCGCCGCCGCCGGCUUUGUGGACGUCGUGGCGGCGGUAGGGGCGGAUGUAGCACGACGGCUGGUGGAGGAUGUCGUACAAGGAAAGGUGACGCUGCUGCCGCCGCGAGUGCGUGUGUCGUAA